AAGAGUAUUGUACCUCCAUGCUGCCUCUCUCUCUGGUGCUGGGAACCACAAUGGCCAGGCUCGUAUGAGGGAGCUGCCCCUGUCACUACAGCACCCUCAGCAGCAGCAGCGGCAGCAGCGGCGGAGGCGACGGCGUCACCGAAACACUGACACCGAGGCGCAAGCGGAGGAAUAUGACACACAUCUGAGAAAAGAAAGGUCAAUGUGGCUACUAAAGCAACUCUCUGGGGUAGUUGUCAGUCGUAGUGGAUUCCUGAGCCUCGUCUCUAUAGCAACCCAUUCCUCCUCCUGAGUACUGCUGCCAACUUACCCUCUCUGCCACACGACGAAUCUCUCCUCAUCCCCCUGGCCAAUCGCCGGCUCUGAACUGCGUUGGAAUGGACACCGAGUCGACCCACUCAGGCUACUCCUAUCACUCCAGCCGCUCGGGCAGAUCAAACCGACAUGGGGAUCGAAGUCGUGAGCGGCACAAGGCCAGCAGCAGCAAAGACAGCAGUCGCUCUGAGAGGUCCGUGGUCAUUAACCCCCCUGACACGCCCUCCCAGGACUCCCCCGUUCACAAUGGAGAGCCGCUGCCAGGCGAGCCCACGCCAGCAGCGGAUCAGGGAGAUGAGGCCCAGGAUGAUAACUGGGGGGAAACCACCACCGCGGUGACGGGCACCUCAGAGCUGAGUAUCUCUCAGGAGGAAGUUGUUGGACUGGGGAAAGGAAUGCAGGACCGGACCCAAGGCUUCCGCCGUUAUCUUCCCCUGGCUGUGGGCUCAUGUGUGGGGCUGCUGGUGCUGGCCACGCCCCUGGCCUUCCUGCUUCUUCCAGCCGUAAUGUGGCCAGACAGGCUGCAGGCUUGUGGUGCAGCCUGCGAGGGCCUCUUCCUCUCCAUCGCCUUCAAACUCCUCAUCCUCUUGUUGGCCAUGUGGGCCUUGUUUCUUAAGCCAGGCCGUGCGAGCCUGCCCAGAGUGUGUGUGUACCGUGCCUUCCUCACCACACUUACACUCCUGCUCACCAUGUCUUAUUGGCUCUUCUAUGGGGUCCGGAUCCUCGAUGCACAGGACGAGGAUUACCAUGGGAUCGUCCAGUUUGCUGUGUCCCUCGUGGACUCCCAGCUGUUUGUCCACUACCUGGCCGUGGUGCUGCUGCAGCUCCGCCACCUCCAGCCCUGCUACAGCGUGUGUGUCAUCCGCUCCACAGACGGAGAGACACGUCACUACAACAUAGGACAGCUUAGCAUUCAGAAGGCCGCUCUGUCCAUUCUCGAGUAUUACUACAGAGAUUUCCCGCUCCAUAACCCAGCCCUUCUCUCUGCCUCUAAGCACCGAGCUGCCAAACACCUGGCUGGGUUAAAGGUCUACAACGUGGACGCCCCUGGGAACACAGCAGGAGCGCAGCCUGGUAAUGGGAAUCAGUCACGGGCCAUGGUUGCAGCUGCCGGUAAACGCAAAGACAGCGCCCACAAUGAGCUUUACUACGAAGAGGCCGACUAUGAGAGGAGGGUCCGGAAACGUAGAGCCAGGCUGGUGGUGGCUGUGGAGGAGGCCUUCACACACGUCCGGCGAAUGAAGAAAGAGGAUGAGCGCGCAGCACCGUCUGACAUCAUGGAUGUGCGUGAAGCAGCUCUGGCCAUUUUUCCCUCAAUGGCCCGGGCCCUGCAGAAGUACCUCCGCACCACCAGGAGGCAGCACUGCCACAGCAUGGAGAGCAUCCAGAAGCACCUGGCUUUUUGCCUCGUCAAUAACAUGAGCCCUAAGGCCUUCCUUGAGGCCUAUCUGGCCCCUGGUCCGACCCUGCAGUACGGCCCCGAGCGCUGGAUGGCCGACCAGUGGACUUUGGUCAGCGAGGCUUCCGUCACCAGCGGCAUAAAGGAGGGCUCAGAGUUCCUGCUGAGGUGUCUUGACUUUAGCUUAGCUGUGACCAUCAAGGCCAUCCCAUACAUCCGACUGACUGAGGAGUACAUCGACCCCAAGUCUCACAAGUUUCUACUGCUGCUCCAAUCAGAAACCUCAGUUUAACACAGCGGACUGAUGCCGCUGACUCUGGACUCACAGGACUGUUAUCUGACUGAAUUUUUUCAACAACAAAAAAAACUUUUUGUACUGUUUUUUGUACUUCUGUUUAUCUAAUGUCCUGACAUAGAGUAUCUUUGUGUCCUCUUCUUUGUCCUGAGGGAAUAUGCUUGGAUUUCUCUGUCCUGACGUCUGCAGAACACGGUUCAGGUAUUCCUCUAUGCACAACAGAUGACCCCUCACACAUUCUCUCCUUCCUUUUGCAUGUGCCGGUGUGUGCCUGCGUGGGAGAGUUCAUGAUUAUAGGAGGAGUGUGUGUGAUUUAGGAUGAAAAGGCAUGUGUGUUGUGAGUGUUGUGUACACUCGGGAUCUGUCUCGACCUGUCUCUUCUUUCUCCUUAGCGUUACUAUAGUAACCAGGACAUUUGAUAGAACCUGAACCCCUGCUCUUUUUCAGUCUUCGAUUAUUUAACUGUCCCGUGUUACAGAUGUAUGUACAGUAUUUAUGUGUGAAUAUACUUUAUCCCUCCAGACUUUUUAUAUCAAAAUUGUGCAUUGCUUGUAUGAUUUUUUUUACCUUGUCAAAGAUUUUUUUUUUUACCUUGUCAGUCUGCGCUGUAUUUGUAGAGAUGACUGGACUGUAAAUAGAUGACGAUAUGUUUGCAAAUGUCAAAUCACUGGAAUUUCCUGGACUGAAUGCCAGCUACAGUACAGCUGAAUAUAGAUGGUCUAGCCAAUAGAUUGUGAACGAACACAUGUGACUACUUAUUAUGUAUGUACAGUUAAGUGUGUGCAGUGUACACUGAUUUUUUUUGUAGGCUAGCAGAGAGAUUAAAUGUUCGGACGGCUAUGAGGUUCAUGUGGUUGACCUUUUAAAUCUCGUGUCAACUUUGUGCCCCUGAUUUUCAACUUAACUCUUCAUGUGGAGGGUGCAGUUUUGCAGCAUUUGUCUGCGUAAUGUGUUGUCUCCUGGACCAUCAGGUGACACAAAACCUAAAGGAAUAUUAAUUCAGCAACUUCAAAGAUUUCACUCAAAUUUCUAGUCACUUAUCUCAUGUUUGCAACUAUUUAAACAAGUGUAGAAGUUAAAUAAUUUAGUGUUAAUUAGCUCAACCCAGUGUCAGUAUUUCUGCUGUCAGUAUUUUGUCUCAGUGUCACUCUACUGCCACCUAUCUGCAGCUACUGGAACAGCAACACUGCCUUGAGCUUCACUCAAACUGUUGAUUUGUAUGAAUAUUUGAUCUGUGCUUUUACAACCUUUUGUAUUUAUGAAACCUGUCAUGUUGUAAAUUUAUAUUUACACGAGUGUUACUGUGGUCACUGACAGUGUAGUUUGUUUAGGCUUUUAGAGUGCUGAUGGUUGUACAUAGCUCUUGACUACACAUGUGCCUCAGUUAUACAUUCUUGGGAUGUGUUCAGCAUACAUGUGUAGUGUUUUUUUUAAGUGUGUGCGAGUGUGUGUGUGGAUGUGUGUGAGAGAGAGUGAAGAAAGGAGACAGAAAGGGAACUUAAUGAAGAAAAGAGAUUGCUUUCCCAAAUGCUUUGUCCCGAUUUUCUUUUAUACAACAGAACACGUAAAACCACAGCAGCUGUGUCAAAGUCACAUUUGUAAAAAAAAUAAUAAAUAUUUGUAUCGACCUUUUCAACUCAUUUGAUUGUUGUAUUUUUAUGCAGCAAUAAUUGAUAAGUGGGACACCUUGUAUCCUUUAUUAAAGGGACAGUUCACCCCAAAAUCAAGAAAGCCUCCUCUUAGUGCUAAAAAACCUCUCCUGUUGUUUAAAAUCAUGUUUUUAUUUCACUGUGUGCAGAAGGAGACAAGAAGAGAGCAAUGAGUUACAAAAGAAAAGAGGACACAGCAAAGCAAAGUGAAACUACAGGAAUGCAAGAGAGGAAGAGCAACACAAAGAAUUAGCAUCGUAAUGAGCUUUCCAGAGUCAAUCCAGUGGUGUAACGACAAUAUUAUCUCCCCGUGCAGCUGCUGCCUGGCCCAUUAAUUCAGGUGAGAAAUAAAGCCGAUGGAGAUAGAGGAAGUGGUGAGAGAUGAAAAGAGAUUAGAGGUUUGCUAUUGAAAAUGGAGGCUGAUCAGCAUGUGGUUUUACAAUUUCAAAGCUGUAACCCCCCGGGUAGAAAAUACACUGAGGUAAACCGAACAUUGAAUCUUAAGUUGUAUUACCUGAAAGGGCGCUGGAGAAUGAAAGCAAAGAGAAAUGCAAACACAUAUUUACCACCCAGUUUGGUUUAUGGACACUGAGGACAAUGAGCCACAACAUAUGUAACUGAAGAGAUUAUAAAUAAAAGAGAUUAGGUUUUGAAAGUGCUGCUCAGCGGGGGAGGAAGUACUCAGAUCCUUUAUUUAAAUGAAAUUACCAGUACAACAAUGUAAAGAUGCUCCUCUACAAGUAAGUCCUGCAUUCAACAUUUCACUCAAGUAAAAGUGCAAGUGUACUAUUGGCAAAAUGUAAUUAAAGUGUAAAAGUAAAACUAUUUAUUCUGGCAGAUAUCAUAUAGAGGGUUCUCAGCAUGAUAGAUCAGAUAAGAGAAGAAAGGAGAAAGUCCUGCUGCAUAAUGUUUUACUGAUAUUUUAGACUCCAGUCUUUACUCUGAAAUAAUAAGGAGCUUUAUCACCCUGAGGUGAACAUUGAUAUUUGUAACUUCAGUUCCUCGCCAGAAAGGGCUAUCUGACAGCAAGAUAAAGCAAAAGCAAGUGGCCCUUUGGUAGGUGACUAAAACUAACCAACUGAGGCAAUAUUUGCAUCGCUCGUGAAACAGCAGCCUCACCCAUCAGCUGUGCUGUGAACUUCAUGUAGAGCAUUUCUGUAUUUGCAGUGCUUCUUCUAAAUGUUGCUCACGUGUCAUCAUAUUGGUGAAGAUGUUUCUUUAUUUGCUCGAGUAGUCUGUUUGCAUUUGUUUUCAUA
Molecule: messenger RNA, 4914 nt
Organism: Epinephelus moara (kelp grouper)
Lineage: Eukaryota; Metazoa; Chordata; Actinopteri; Perciformes; Serranidae
Product: vang-like protein 1
Exons: 9
Coding region: 378-2006 (542 amino acids)
Biological process (GO): multicellular organism development
Cellular component (GO): plasma membrane
Source: RefSeq, a predicted model, not a curated record